AUGGAGCGCACGUGGUCGACCGUCGAGGCCUUGAGGGAGCAGAACCCCGGCAUUACCAAGGACGAGCUGCGCGUCAAGAUCCAGGACACGGACAUCGUCAAGACGGACAUCGCCACGGUGACCAGCAACUGCAUGGAGCUACUGAUCUCCCAGUCCGACGAGAAGACGGCCUACACCACGCGCGACAAGCUGCGCAAGACCUUCGGUGUCGUCAUCAACGACCUCAUCACAACGGGCAAGAGCGACAACGGCACGUCCUACAAGGCCAUGGAGUACGCGUACAAGGUGAUGAACCAGGGCCUCAACUUCUGGGUCGUCACGGGCUUCGACAUGAGCGGCGUCUCGAGUUUCAUCUCCGAGUACUUCCAGUCCAUCUGCGGCCCGACGCAGUUCAUGGGCGAGAUCGACGACGGCACGCACCCGGACACGCUGGGGCUCAACAUGACCCAGAAGGCGUUCAAGAACAGCACCAUGUCCUUGACCAAGAAGGGCGACGGCCAGGUGAUCAUCAACUUCCAGAGCACCGACACCAAGAACGUGACGGUCAACAUUAUGUCUGGAGGCGACAAGAUCGACGAAAUCGACGUCGCUGCCUGUGGGAAAGCCACGUGGAAGUCAACUGUGGAGAAGCUGGGCGGCCCGGACGCUGUAUCUGGAUCGCUGGCGUCCUGGUUUCCUGGGUCUUCCUGGCACCGGAGGUGCUCUUUGAUGCUGUGGGUCCCUCAUGCAGCUGAAGGCAUUGUCUGUUGA
Messenger RNA from Phytophthora sojae, 750 nucleotides. RefSeq lists its product as hypothetical. The record is from RefSeq and is a predicted model, not a curated record. NCBI's taxonomy places the organism in Eukaryota, Oomycota, Peronosporomycetes, Peronosporales, Peronosporaceae. The transcript has a single exon. Bases 1 to 750 code for a protein of 249 amino acids.